Molecule: messenger RNA, 7142 nt
Organism: Mustela lutreola (European mink)
Lineage: Eukaryota; Metazoa; Chordata; Mammalia; Carnivora; Mustelidae
Gene: ZKSCAN8
Product: zinc finger with KRAB and SCAN domains 8
Exons: 6
Coding region: 295-2028 (577 amino acids)
Biological process (GO): regulation of transcription by RNA polymerase II; central nervous system development
Cellular component (GO): nucleus
Molecular function (GO): RNA polymerase II cis-regulatory region sequence-specific DNA binding; DNA-binding transcription factor activity, RNA polymerase II-specific
Source: RefSeq, a predicted model, not a curated record
AGAGCUUCCGGAAGUGCCUCGAGACAAGAUGCGCGUUGGUCGAUGUCGUGCCUCAGCGGGUUUGGAAGUUACGGGCCCGAGGGCCCUGGUCCGGUUGCAGCUUUCUCUCGGGUUCCUCCCCGCCGCUCCUCCGGGUCCGUGGUCCUCUGCAGCCCGCCUUCCCCACCCCGGGCCGCCCCUGUUGCUCGCGUUUCUCUACCCCAAGUAUUGCCCUGACUGAAGAGCUCCUUGAAAGGUUCUUGAGAAGAUAAAGAAGGUAGUGGGGAAGAGCCUCCGGAGCUGCUCCAGCCCUAAAUGGCAGCAGAAUCAAGAAAGUUGUUAGCCCCGUCCCCAUCUGACCAAGCUCCUGAGGGAGACCUUGUCAUCGUCAAGGUAGAGGAAGAUCAUGGCUGGGACCAGGAAUCCAGUCUGCAUGAAAAUAACCCUCCCGGCCAAGAGCUGUUCCGCCUGCGCUUCAGGAAGUUAUGCUACCAGGAGACGUUAGGGCCCCGAGAAGCUCUGAUCCAACUCCGCGCACUUUGCCAUCAGUGGCUAAGGCCGGAUUUGAACACCAAGGAGCAGAUCUUGGAGCUGCUGGUGCUGGAGCAGUUCCUGACCAUCCUGCCCGAGGAGCUGCAGACGCUGGUGAAGGAACAUCAGCUGGAGAAUGGAGAGGAGGUGGUGACCCUGCUGGAGGACUUGGAAAGGCAGAUUGACAUACUAGGGCGGCCGGUCCCAGCCCGUGCACAUGGACAUGGACUCUGGGAGGAGGUGGUGCAUUCAGAAUCUGCACCAGAACUUCCAGAUGCUCCGCUCCGAUCUGUGACAACCCAGCACAAAUCUCCAGUGCCCCAAGGGCCGCAAGAGAGAGCCAUCUCUACUUCUCAGAGUCCUAUCCCUUCCCAGAAGGGAAGUCCUGGAGACCAGGAGAUGACAGCAACACUUCUCACAGCAGGGUUCCAGACUUUAGAGAAGAUUGAAGACAUGGCUGUGUCCCUAAUUCGAGAGGAGUGGCUUCUUGAUCCAUCGCAGAAGGAUCCCAGUAGAGAUAAUAGGCCAGAGAAUUACCGAAACAUGUUCUCCCUGGGUGGUGAGACCAGGAAUGAGAACAGGGAAUUAUCUUCGAAACAGGUAAUAUCUACUGGACUCCAACCACAUGGAGAGACAGCUGCCAAAUGCAACGGGGAUGUUAUCGGGGGUCUUGAGCAUGGAGAAGCCCGAGAUCUUCUGGGCAGAUUAGAGAGGCAGCGGGGAAAUCCCACCCAGGAGAGACGACAUAAAUGUGAUGAAUGUGGGAAGAGCUUUGCUCAGAGCUCGGGCCUUGUUCGCCACUGGAGAAUCCACACUGGGGAGAAACCCUAUCAGUGUAAUGUGUGUGGUAAAGCCUUCAGUUACAGGUCAGCCCUUCUUUCCCAUCAGGAUAUCCACAACAAAGUAAAGCGCUAUCACUGUAAGGAGUGUGGUAAAGCCUUCAGUCAAAACACAGGCCUGAUCCUGCACCAGAGAAUUCAUACUGGGGAGAAGCCGUAUCAGUGCAAUCAGUGUGGGAAGGCUUUCAGUCAGAGUGCGGGCCUUAUUCUGCACCAGAGAAUCCACAGUGGGGAGAGACCCUAUGAAUGUAAUGAGUGUGGGAAGGCUUUCAGUCAUAGCUCUCACCUCAUUGGACAUCAGAGAAUCCACACCGGGGAGAAGCCCUAUGAGUGUGAUGAGUGUGGGAAAACCUUCAGGCGGAGCUCACAUCUUAUUGGCCAUCAGAGAAGCCACACUGGGGAAAAACCCUACAAAUGCAAUGAGUGUGGGAGGGCCUUCAGUCAGAAGUCAGGCCUUAUUGAACAUCAGAGAAUCCACACUGGAGAAAGACCCUAUAAAUGUAAAGAAUGUGGGAAAGCUUUCAAUGGGAACACGGGCCUCAUACAGCAUCUGAGAAUUCACACAGGGGAGAAGCCCUAUCAAUGUAAUGAGUGUGGGAAAGCCUUUAUUCAGAGGUCAAGUCUCAUUCGGCAUCAGAGAAUCCACAGUGGAGAAAAAUCUGAAUCCAUAGGAGUUUAGGAACAAAGCACAGUCCUAGUUUGGGCAUUAUUCCACAUUAGAGAAACCACAUGCUGGUGAGGGCUCUUUCAGUGUAGUAAAAAGAAAGUGUGUCAUCACUGCAACCUCACCAGAGUCAGAACGGAUCGUGGUGGCGGAUUAGAGUAGCUCUUCAGUAGUCUGGGCCAGUGCCUUGGUGAGGUGAGUUAGCUUGACUGUCCGGGGAGGUGUCUGAGGGAGUGGAGCUCCUGAUGGCCUGAUGUAUCCUUUAGAAACAAAAUAGCAUUAGAGCAAGUUGCUUGUCAUGGAGGCACUUAAUUCUGUCUUUUGAGGAGUAGUUGUAGGUUUUGAGAGAGGCUACUCCUGGUUCCUCUGCUUCCUCCCGUCUCCUGUGAUCCCCUUCCCCCGUUUACCUCCCUGAGGUGCACUUGUGCUGCAAAUCUGAUCUGAGAAGCCACUUUAGAGUUUGAAGCAGCCUCUGUGUGAAGUUUAUUUUGUACUUAGCUUCCUAAGAACCUAGUUCUAGGGAAAAUUUUUACAGACACUUAAUGUAUUUUUUGCUUAAGUGUGCGUUUUGUUUUAUUCUGAUGUUCCUGAUAGUCAGUGGAAACCCAUAUUCCCACGCAAACUCAGAAUGCUAUAUUUUUAACAGCACUGCAGCAUUUUUCUUCAUAUCUCACCUUCCCUGACUCCAAUGAGUCACUGAGCGUCCAUACGUAUCCUUCACCACCCCCAGCCCCCGUACGUGUGUCCGCAAAGGAGGUGAUGGUUGUGGGAAUGAAGCAGAGAAAGAGGUGAGUGGAGACUCAGCCUGGCUGCUCUUGAGCUCGGGUGGUUGUACCUUGUGGUAACUUGUGGCUCUCCUUUCCACCUUCCCACGGUACACUGUGGUGCACAGAGGUGGUAACACUGUCCUAGUUACUGCAUCACAUGGGAGAAAGGGGAGACAGAGGUGCUUGAAGAAGACCUAAAAAUCCUUACAAAGAAUGUACACACAGCUCGCCUGGCGCAUUACAGCACUGCCCUCUCAGGUUCUUACCAGUCUGCACAAACCCCUGACAGGACGGUCUGUCACUCCUGUCGUCCCCCUGCUCCCACCUCGUCAGAUGGCCUUAGCGCCUCACCCUUCAUUCUCCAUCUGUUUCUUGCCAUUAGCUCUGUGUGUCUCCGUGGCAAUCUGUCGAAUACUUCCCUCACAGCUCCUCAUCUUCUAAAUUCUGUUGUACUCCAUGAUGUAAUCCAGCAGACACAGUAUCUUAACUCAUCAUCACCAGGCACUAUCUUUCUUGGAGGCUUUCAGUGUACCAAAGGAUAUUCGGUAAAGUGACAAGGUUGGGUUAAAUAACAUACCAGACUCUGCAUCCAAACAUGGUUUGUCCUUUAAAUUUGGCACUUGAUCCAUCUUUAUGACUUGGACCUCUGAGUAACAUCUCAUUUUUGACCACUGCCCACUUGUUCAUCACAUUUGGACUGGAGUUACUUUUGGCUCUUUUCCAAAAUCAGCUUUCAGAAUUGGAAUUGAUUCCACUAAUCCUAUUCAGGAGACUAGGAUGCACGCCAGGAGAAGUUACACAACUUCACACUGACUGUACUCAACAGGAAGAACACUUACUAACAUGUAUUGAUGUUUUUCAAAAGGUCAUAAAAUCUUUCAUCAUAAAGGUCUGCCUUUUGGGUCAUGAAUUCCUUCUCUAUAAAAUCCCCUCUCUGACCCACUGUGGUCCACCCUGAUCACUAACAACAUCACCCCUGUUUCACUGAGUGAGUGAUACCCGUCUGUCAUUUGUCAUCGUGGCUUCCUUGGUUAACUUUCUCAGAACAGUGCUUUCCAUUAUCCUUUGUUUUCUUAUCCUAUUUUUUUUUCUUUUGGCCUAUAGGUUCCCUUGCACUUGAAGGGAAUUCCAUUCCUCAUUCCCUUGUACUUGAAAAUUCAAGAAACCAGAAAUAAAUCUGGUAGUUUCUAGAUCCUUGCUCUCUGCUUCAGUUGUGCCUUUACCCUCUGUAAGAUACCAGUUCUGCCAGUGCUGCCUGUGUGCAGAUACUGUUUAGGACGGGUACACCGUCAGAGGGAUAAUAUGUGCACACAUCCACACAGUCCUCCCACGUAGUUCUGAGGAGCACUUGUCUUCUAUUCUGGUAAAAGCUCUCAGAACAACAUACUGAAAUGCCUGUAAGAGUACCAGCUAACAUCUCUCUACUCACAGUAAUGUGUAGUCAUGCUACUUAAAUCUAUAAUUACUAAGCAUCUGGCAGGAAUUCAGAGAAAAUAAAAUAUGCCUAGAAAGAUUAGUGUGAUGCUGGGAAGAAUAAGGAAAGACUGUGACAGGCACCUGGGUGGCUCAAUGGAUUAAGCCUCUGCCUUAGGCUCAGGUCCUGAUCUCAGGGUCCUGGGAUCGAACCCCAUGUCAGGCUCUCUGCUCAGCGGGGAGCCUGCUUCCCCCCCUCUCUCUGCCUGCCUCUCUGCCUACUUGUGAUCCCUCUCUCUUUCUCUUUGUCAAAUAAAUAAAUCUUUAAAAAAUAAAAAAAAGGAAAGACUGUGAUUUGAAGGAACUAUCAAGGUUGGUUUAGCCCACAUACAAAAAUGGCCGCAUAGUGUAAGAAGGUAGAAAAGGCUGUUGUUUCUUUGGGGGCACAUGUAGAAGUCCAUUCUUGGUCUCCACUUCUCACUCUUUGUACUAGAAUGUUGUUGGUCCAUCUUUAUGACCUUAUCUUGAUCUCCUGACUAAGUGAUAUGUGCUAAGUUCCUUUAUAUCCUGCAGAUUCUAUUUUUAUGCUCUUCAUCUGAGAUGAGCUAUUCACCAAUACUUUCUUCUCCCAUCAUGAUCUCAUUUUAGGGCCUAUCAUGAUAAAGUGGUUCUUCUGUAACUCUGCGGCCAUUCAACUUAGUCCUAGAAGACGUGUCUUAGGUUUCAAAGAUUUCUGCCAUUGAGCAAGAUGGAUGGCAUCACUAGAAUGUGGUGGGUGAUUCCCAUACAGAGCAGUUAGCUUUACUCUCAGUCCUGAGCCUCUAAAUACUAAUAGCUGACAUUUAUUAAGCACUUACUGUGUGCCAAGCCAUAUGCUAAGCAUUUCUCAUGGUUCUGAUAAAUAAUAUAUCCCACAUUUUACAGAUGAUGAAAUAGGCUUUAGAAGGGUGAGUGAAAAAGGCUUACAAGAUUAUAGAGCUGGGAAGUGACAGAGCAGGGACUCUGCCCUACAGUGCCAGGUUCUCAAGCCUGUGCUGUUGCCCACUGUGCUACCAUGUCUGUAAUGAACACCCUGACCCUGGCCAGCCAUCUGAAAAUUUGGUAUCCCUGGACAUAAGAGCUACUGGGGAAGGGAACGUAGAGUAUCAUAUAGUACAGAUCCAUUGCAAUUACUGGAAAAUUGGUUGAAAAAUGUUGUUUUGAUAGAUACUUUUGAUGUUUGUAGUACUAGAAAGUUAAGUGGUACACAUAAAACAUGUUUAAAAGAGUAACUUAAAAAAAAAAGUAACUCAGAGGAUUAAGCAGUAAUGUACAGAUUCAAGUAUAUUUCUCCCUAAACUGCCCCAGGGAACUAGAAUUGUGGAGGGAAAUGUGAUAUCCAUGUGCCAUGCCAGGCCAGGCAUAUGGUCAUUUGGGAUGACAGUAAAAUUUACCUACAGCAUGAAGGGUAGAAAACCUUCCACUUCACUGCCAUGUCCAACUGCCAUUCUCUUUUUCUUCUAUCACUCACAGUUUUUCAAAUGUACCAUCCAUCACUCAACCCCAUUUUCUCAUUACUAUACUCUUAAAACUUCUUACUGGCAUUUGCACACAGUAUUCCACUUAAGUGUCCUGUGGAUAAAUCUCAAUGCCUUUUCUGAGUUCUUGUCCUUCUCGAUCUAUAUUUCACACUCCUGAGUUUACCCUGCAACCCAGGAAUUCUCUUCUUUGGCUUGUGGGGUCCUUCUUGAUCAUUUUCUCCAAUUUCUAGCUUUUCUUUAUUGGUCUUGUUUCUCCUCUCCACAGGAAAUAACCCUCAUGUCUUGAUUUUAUCCAGUAUUUUUCUGUAUUUACUUGUACUUACCUAUUUCGAUUGUUUACACUUAAUCUUGUGUAUUUCAUUUCAGUAACUUAAUAUUUCCCACCCUGUGGAUCAGAUACCCACAGAACUUGGUAUUUGAAAACAGACCUCCUCAUGCUUAUCCCCCAGCUCCCAUUUUCCUUUUAAAUAGGCAUUAUUGCUUAUCUUCUUUAUCCUGAAUAGACUUACUGCCCUUCAUGUAUGUUUGUUUGUUCUUUUUAAGUGGGCUCCAUACCCAGUGUGGGGCUCAAACUCAUGACUGCGAUAUUGAGUCCUGUGCUCUACUGACUGAGCCAGCCAGGUGCCCUGUCUUUCCUAUUUCUUAUCGCCAUCUCAGUGUUGUCUUUGUCUUUUUCUGCUCUCCACUCUACAUUCCAGUUCUUAGUUUUCUCCAUGAGGCUGGAUCUUUCACAUUUCUCCCAUCCCCUUUUAGCCUUCUGCAGAUCCAUAUAUUCUGAUGCCCAGGUGAUUGUAAUCUCAUUCUUCCAAGAUUUCAAGAAAUUUCAAGAUUUCAUUGCUUUCAGGAUCCCUCUCCCCAUACUUCUAAGGUGAUUCUCUUCAGAAUCCAUUUUUAGUCCAGAACACUUGGCAGAUAAUUCUUAUCAGAGCACUAGUGUUCCAAGUUCUACCAUUAUUUUGCCCUUCAUGCUUAAUCUGCCUCUGCCUCAUUUUCUGGCAUAUUCAGCUCAACUCCUCUUGUUCACACUGUUGUCUUACAAGCCCUUGCCUCUGUGCCUUUCUCAUGCAGUGUCUUUUGUUGAGAUUGUUUUUGGCCCCAGUUCUUGUUCAUCACUCCCUUCAAGCCUAGCUUCUUUGUAUCUUCUGAGUGAGCGUUCCCUGACUUCUCACACUAAGACCUCCCUUGUUCGGUGCUGCCUCAGCACUUAUCCUUUGAGUUUGUACUGUGGUCCAUGCACUACUAAUAUGUUGCUUUGUAAUUAUUUUCUAGCACUCUGUAUUGUAGUUCACAUUUGUAUUUAUUUCCAAAAUUAAAUUGUAAGCUCCUUGAGGGCAGGAAUGAUGAAUUUUACAUUUGUAUCUCUGCACCCCCCAGUGCCUAGUACAGUGCUGAGCACACAGUAGGUGUUUAAUAAAUGCUUGUCAAAUCA